This is a messenger RNA of Cynara cardunculus var. scolymus (artichoke), 1800 nucleotides long. RefSeq names its product cytochrome P450 CYP749A22-like. Gene Ontology annotation, molecular function: heme binding; oxidoreductase activity, acting on paired donors, with incorporation or reduction of molecular oxygen; iron ion binding. The coding region runs from base 171 to 1706 and encodes 511 amino acids. NCBI's taxonomy places the organism in Eukaryota, Viridiplantae, Streptophyta, Magnoliopsida, Asterales, Asteraceae. The transcript is spliced from 5 exons. The record is from RefSeq and is a predicted model, not a curated record.
AUAUUGUAAUCCACUUGCAAUGUAUUUUGUUGUUCCAACAUGUUAAAACAGACGGUGUCACUGUCACCACAACUUUUAUAAUUCUUGGACUUCAUUCCGUACACUUAUAACUCAUUAUAUAUGAUACCAUUAGACGUUCUUACAGCAAAACCAUAUAAUUUUUCAAAGCUAUGGCUCUAGUUUUGGCUCUCGUAGUCUUCGUUUCGACUCUGUUUCUUCUUCGGUUUCUCCUUCGGUUUGUUGUUAAAGUAUGGUGGACUCCGGUCCGUAUCCAGAAGAUGAUGAAAUCGCAAGGAAUCGGAGGUCUCCCAUAUGCAUUUCCUCACGGAAACACCCGAGUGAUCACCGCCAUGAGAAACCGAUCCAUGAACCAGCCGAUGGAGGUGUCUCACGACAUAUUUUCAAGAAUUCAGCCACACGUCCACUCUUGGAUCAAAAUCUACGGGAUUAAUUUCGUAAACUGGCAUGGUUCUCAACCACAACUUUUCAUUACGGACCCGGAGCUCGUAAAGGAAAUACUAAGCAACCGAGAAGGGGCUUAUCCGAAAAUGGAUAUGGAAGGGUAUGCAAAGAAGCUGUUAGGAGAAGCACUUAUAACGAAUGAAGGCGAAAAAUGGGAAAAGGUUCGAAAACUAGCGAAUCGCACUUUCCAUGCCGAGAGCUUAAAGAAUAUGGUUCCGGAGAUGAGUUCAAGUGUCGAGGCGAUGCUAGGAAGGUGGAAGGACUACGAAGGCCAAGAAAUCGAUGUGCACACAGAAUUCGGAGUACUAACAACGGAGGUGAUAUCGAGGACUGCUUUCGGCAGUAGUUAUGUUGAAGGAAAGCAUAUAUUCGAAAUGGUGUCGAAACUAACAGCUAUAACCGUUAGAAACAUCUAUAACUUGCGGUUUCCGGGGAUCAGUUCGAUAUUGAAGACGGAUGAUGAAAUUGAAGCUGAGAGACUCGAACAGACGAUAAAGAAAUCGAUUCUAGAGAUUGUAAUGAAACGGAAGGCGAGUAUGAGUGAAGGGGUCGAUGAGUUUGGAAGCAGUUACCUCGGCCAACUCGUGAAAAUUGCUGAUGAUUCUAACGGAAGCAAGAGGAUCUCGAUAGAACAAAUGAUCGAUGAGAUCAAAGCCAUAUAUGGCGCUGGGCAUCUCACGACAACGAACCUGCUUUCAUGGACCGUUUUCCUUCUAGCUAUCGAUCAAGAUUGGCAAGACAAAGCGAGAGAAGAAGUGUUUGAAUUCUUUGGUCGUAAAACACCGACUUCAGAUGGCAUAGCGAGACUAAAAACCAUGAACAUGGUGAUUAACGAGUCACUCCGGCUCUAUCCUCCGGUGCUUACGAUGACCCGGAAAGUGGAGAGGGAAAUCAAACUCGGAAACCUUACCAUUCCUGCUAAUAUAAACAUAUUCAUCUCCAUUCUAGCACUUCACCACAACCCAGAAAUAUGGGGCAACGAUGUUCUCCGUUUCCGGCCAGAAAGAUUUGCGAAUGGCGUCGCUCGAGCUACCAAAAACAAUCCCGCUGCAUUUCUUCCUUUUGGGAUGGGACCACGAACGUGUGUUGGUUUAAACUUCACCACCAACGAAGCCAAGAUCGCACUCUCGAUGAUCUUGCAGCGUUACAGAUUCACCAUUUCCAGUAAUUACGUUCACUACCCGGCCGAUGUGUUCAUCCUUACUCCUAAGAAAGGUGUUCAAGUUAUCCUCCACGAUGUUUGAAAGACGAUCACGUUUAUUCCUAUUCUCGUGUGUUUGAAUCAUUAAAUUCAUAAAAUGUAACUGUGAUUAUCGUUAAUGUUUUUAUAUCAACUAA